AUGAAGAAGGCUACCUGCCUGGACUGCGCUGCGAAUGACGGCUGCCAGCUGGGCCGCCAGAUGUGCCAGCGUGUCUUCGCAGUCUCCGGGCAAGCGUGCGUGACGGUGAAGGUUACGGUGCCGCAAGCCAAAGCAACGAUGUCAGUCACCAAAAACGUCACCGUGAAAGCCAUCAGCACCAAGAACGCACAUGCCACGGCCAAGGAGACCGCCACAGUCUCGCAGAAGAGCGUUGAGGAGGAGGCCACGGAAAGCGCUUCCGCGGAGAUCCCGAACAGCAAUCGAACUCAGAAGGCCACCGCGACGCGAUCCGCGACGGCAAGCGCCGUGGUGACGGGCGAGGCGACGGCAGAUAUCAACGUGCCCUACACGCAAUCGGCCAUCAGGACCAGCACAAAGACCCGUUCGGCAGAGGGCUAUGCCCAGGGGUCGGCCUAUGCCACUGCCUGUGCGUCACCGGAAGGUCCCUUGAGGACCCCGGACGCUCAGGCUGCCGCGGCCACUGCUGCUUACGCCCUGGAGAAGGCCUUCCGACAGGCGGCCAACUUCGCGCUGCGCAACGCCAAGGCAGCCGCCAUGGCGGAUGCAAAGAGGGACGCCCUGACCCAGGCCUCCAAGGAGGCCUUCGAGGCGGCCAAGGAUGCGGCGAGCGAGGUGGCAAAGGCUGCGGCCAUUUCCAAAGCUGCCGCUGGUGUCAAGGACCAUGCGGAGGAGGUGGCGGAGCAGACGGCGAAGGCCCGUGCCGUGGCCGCGGCCAAGGAGGCCGCGGAGCAGGUGGCGCGCAAGGAGGCCCAGAAGAAGGCGUCCAAGCUCGCGGAGGAAGCUGCACAGGAGAAGGCCGAGCGGCUGGCCAAGCACGGUGGCUCCAAAGAGGAGGCGGAGCCUGAGAAGGAGAAGACCGACAAGGACGAAGCAAAGAAAGAGUCCGAAGACGUUGCCAAGAAAGAGGAGGCCAAAAAGGAGGAGGAUAAGAAGGAGGUCAAGAAAGAGGCAAAGGAUGAGAAGGAGGAGGACACGAAGAAGGACGACAUGAAGGUGAAGGAUAAGAAGGAGGAGGACGAGCACAAGAAGGAGAAGGCUGAGAAGCUGGACAAGGAGGACAUGUUUGCGAAGUGGACUGCCGAUGAUGCAUUGGAGAAGGAGGCUGCCAAGGACAAGAAGGCCGCCGACAAGGAGGCCGCAGCAGCUGCCAAGGAGGCAGCAAAAGAGGAGGAGAAGAAGGAAGCCAUGGAUGCCUUCAAGCGCUGGGCAAAGGAGGGCGAGCAGUCCCAGCUGCUCGCCGAGGCCGCGGCGGAGCGCGAGGCCCAGGAGCUUGCUCGCGAGGGCGCGGACAUCAUCAGGAGGAUGACGAUGCCCGGCGGACUGCUGGCAGACGAAGUUUCCCAGGAUGUCUCUUUCCUUGCGCUGUUCAAGCGCGUCCUUUCCGAGGCUUGGCAGUUGCUUGCCAAAGGCCACGCUCUACAAGACGUCAGAUGUGCGAUGGAGCAGAAGGCCCUGUACGUGUUGAACUACACGGCACUGAAAGCCCUGCUCCGGAGGCUACGAGGUCGUGAACCCGGGCUGCUGGCAACUGUUCUUCUCGGGUAUAUCAGUGAUCUCUUGUGCGUGCCAAUUAGCAUUCCCAUGGAGGCACUGGUCGUGCAGCUGCAGACGGCUCCGCCCAGCAGCUCAAAGUCCGAGAUAGUGCACAAGGCCCUCUUCACUCGAGAGGGCCUUCGCGCGGCAGUGAAGUCCGGGAGUGCGUACUUCGUGGUUUCGCUGAAGCCUGGCAUCGAGUUCGCACUCUUCGAUUGGUUGAAGAGCAAGAUCCUGAAUGCCGGACAUGCAGCGGCCAAGGACCUCCCGCCUCUUCUGGCCUUCCUGCUUGGAGCUCUUGCACGGGGCAUCGCAACAUGCUUCGUGUAUCCCUACGUGCGGGGGAAGGCGCUCGCGCAGGCAAAGCUGGCACCGAGCGCUUCUGCAGCUUUGCAGAAUGUCUUCUUUGACGAGGGUCCACUCGCCCUCUAUCGUGGCCUCAGCAUGGAGAUCAUGCGGGGGAUGACUCAGUCUGCCGUCAUGUUCGCUGUUACGGAGAAAAUCCGAUCGGAGGUGAAGUGGCGACUUGCGCCUCUUGCAUGCACUUGUUCGGGAGCUUGUUGUACGCAUGUGGUCAAUUCGCUCCCUUGCCCCCAGCAUGUUGACACAGGCCACCAUUGUGACAGCUGCGACAAAGGUCGCAGCUUUGCUUAUGCUUGCCCGGCAAUAUGCGUUAUGUCAGUAGCCCGGCCAAGGGGCCGUGCGAUUCUGCCGCUGCUAUUGCAUCGGGAUGCCCUCCUUAAGAGGGGGAGGGCAGUCCUGCAUUCCUACUAG
Messenger RNA from Symbiodinium necroappetens, 2349 nucleotides. NCBI's taxonomy places the organism in Eukaryota, Dinophyceae, Suessiales, Symbiodiniaceae. The record is from the annotation of a GenBank genome assembly.